Molecule: messenger RNA, 1206 nt
Organism: Purpureocillium takamizusanense
Lineage: Eukaryota; Fungi; Ascomycota; Sordariomycetes; Hypocreales; Ophiocordycipitaceae
Exons: 1
Coding region: 105-725 (206 amino acids)
Biological process (GO): chromatin remodeling
Cellular component (GO): Ino80 complex
Source: RefSeq, a predicted model, not a curated record
ACACCACAUCCAACCGCCACAUUGUCCCACCGCAUCCAGACCGUCGCCGCAUAAUCCACGACGACUGCCAUCUGUUCCGACUCUAUCCCAUCGGUACCGACACCAUGGCCGCGCCGACGGAGGCGCAGCUCGCGCACCAGCAGCUCAUCGAGCAGCUCGACAUCCACUCCAUCCACAAGCACUUCCGCAACCCCAACUGGCGGCCCAACCAGCGCCGCAACAAGAACCUCAAGGCCAUCGUCGGCGACGCCUCGAGGAGGGAGGCCUCGGCGCUCGCCACCCCGCAGGACGUCUCCGGCAACGCCACGCCCGCCGCCGACGACGGCCUCUCCACGAGCGGCACCUCGACGCCGGCGCUGAGCUCCAACGACAAUGUCAACGGCAGCAACCCACCCAAUCUGGCGCAGGCGUCGCGCAGCCUCUCCAAGCUGGUGCUGGAGAAGAGCCUCAAGAACGGUGGCGCCGCUGCCGCCGCCGCCGUCGCCGUCCCUGGAGGACUGGCCGUGUCCGCCCCGAGCGCGACGUACACCAACAUCGAGUCGGCGCCGUCGCUGGCGCACUCGAAGCACUACUGCGACGUCACCGGCCUGCCGGCGCCCUACCUCGACCCGAAGACGCGGAUGCGGUACCACAACAAGGAGGUGUUUGGGCUGAUCCGGUCGCUGCCGCAGUCGUCUGCCGAGAUGUUCCUCGAGGCACGCAGCGCGCACACGGUCCUGAAAUGAUCCAAGUCCCCGGCCGUCAUGAUCACACGGAAUGGAUACGACGGACAGGCACGGGGAGACACAGUGACGACACAUGGUCAAAGUACAGAGUCUGCCAGCAGCAGAUCACGGAGAAUCAUGCUGCUGCUCCAUGCUACGGGACGUUCACGAGGAGAAAAAUUGUCCGACCAACAAAGUCAAGCCCCAACUAUGCACCUUGAGCCUUUCGGCAGAGGGAUGGCAAUUGACGCUCCGGCUUAAUCGUGAUCGAGGAGGUUUGCUCUCUGCCAGGUCGACAGAGUACCGAGAGCGUACGGAGGACGAAUCUCAGUUGCCAAAGCGCGGAGCUUGUGGCCGUCGUGGCAAUGUAAUAUAGAAUGGCAGACGGAUAUCUGGACUCGCUUCUACGAGCGAGCAAUGCAAAGCGUUUUUUUUUGUUUGCCUCUCAUGGCGUGCUUUGAUGAGCACGCACACACGCUUCGCGCCUUGAAACAAGUCCUAC